AUGAACAAUGCUGGAACGGUAGCUUUGCGCUUAGCGAGGCGAUGCCUGCAGGCCUCGACGUGCCAACGCUCUCCGGAGGAGGCACGAUGGCUCUUCUGCUUCAAUUCCUUCUCAAAUGAUAGCCGAUCGUCCCGAGCACUACAGACUUCCUCUUCGCUUGUGCACCAGAUUUUGCGCCCAGCGCAGCGACGUGGCUUCUCUCAAUCUACGCGUCAUACGUUUCGACAAUCCUUUGUCGCCCAGAGACUCAAACCCUACGGUUCGGACAAGAAACCUGAGAAGGGAUUACGGUUCCAGAAAGGUGAUCUCAAGAGUAAGGAAGUAAUUUCGAUAUUCGGAGCUCAAGCACCACCUCCAACUCCUGCGAACCGACUUCUGCGAGUCCUCCACGGCCGCCGCCAUGAUGGCACUUUGGAUCUUCCGCUACCCGAUGAUGUUCAACCAAUAUUGGAGAAGUAUCCGAGUGCGUUCGAGGACGGUCUACACUGGCUACGGAACGCCUAUCCUGUUGACGAGGACGCUGCUAUAUUGGCUCGGAUCGACCGGGAAGAACAUGAGUUUGAACGAGACAAUCCUGCAGAACUCAUGCAACGAGCACAAGACCUGAGGCUUUAUAUGGGUCCACAAAGUGGCCACUAUCAAGCCAAGCUGAGUGACAAGGAAGACGAUGUCUUUGGUGUCAGCGAACUGGACAAGAUCCGGGCAGAAAAUGAGGAGAGAUACCAGCGGGAAGAGGAGGAGCUUCAGGCACAGAUUGACGAACGAAUGACCAAAGUCAAAGAAGACAGAACAAAAUCGCUUGCUCAGCGCCCUGAACAAGGUCUCGAGUCGGCCAAUGAGGUCAGACCACCGAACAGCGUCGAGAAAUGGAUUCUGAAGGCGCAGAAUCGAGCCCAAACGAAAAUGACCCUCGAGUCGCCGGAAGUGGCUGAGAAGACAAUGAUCCAGCGCCUGUUGCCUUCCCUCAUCUUCGUUUCUCUGGUUGUCGGAGCCAGCUACCUAUAUUCCCAAUAUUGGGUGCGACCCAAGCAAUCCGAACGAUUUUUCCCGACGGUAUCAUUGUCCUUUGCUACAAUCACUGGUGUGAUUGCGACCAAUUUUGUCAUCUUUUGUGCUUGGAGGAUGCCGCCGUUCUGGAGGCUCCUCAACAAGUACUUUAUCAUUGUUCCUGCAUAUCCAUAUGCUUUCAGCAUGUUGGGCAGUAUUUUCAGUCAUCAGACACUCACUCACUUCCUAGCCAACAUGAUACCCCUCCUAAUCUUUGGUCUGCCGCUCCACGAAGAUGUUGGUAGAGGGACAUUUCUGGCCAUAUACCUCUCAUCUGGCCUGGUAGGAAGCUUUGCCAGUCUCGCACGUCAUGCUUUGUCACGAGUCUUCAUCACGACUACACUAGGUGCGAGUGGAAGUAUCUACGGUAUCGUCGCCGCAUACUUGUGGCUGCAUCUUCAUGACCGCUUCUCUAUCAUGUUUCUACCGCCCGACGUCGCAGACCAAUUCUCGUUUAGUGGACAGUCUUUGUUGAUCGCUCUAGGUCUCUUGCAAGUCUUCGGAAGCAUGAGACGCACUGUGAAGAUCGAUUACUUUGAUCACUUGAUUGGAAUGAUUGUCGGAAUCGUCGCUGCAUGGUGGUGGCAGAGCAACAAGGAGAAGAAUGGGGAGUCUAGAAAGAAGUCCACCAAUUGGUGGUCUACCUUGCCAGGUGUCCGACCAGGAGGUCGUGAUGGCUGA
Messenger RNA from Exophiala viscosa, 1728 nucleotides. RefSeq names its product rhomboid-like protein. Gene Ontology annotation, cellular component: membrane. The coding region runs from base 1 to 1728 and encodes 575 amino acids. The record is from RefSeq and is a predicted model, not a curated record. NCBI's taxonomy places the organism in Eukaryota, Fungi, Ascomycota, Eurotiomycetes, Chaetothyriales, Herpotrichiellaceae. Gene Ontology annotation, molecular function: serine-type endopeptidase activity. The transcript has 2 exons.